This is a messenger RNA of Trichomycterus rosablanca, 2399 nucleotides long. It is a transcript of the gene tm2d3, whose product is annotated as TM2 domain containing 3. The record is from RefSeq and is a predicted model, not a curated record. NCBI's taxonomy places the organism in Eukaryota, Metazoa, Chordata, Actinopteri, Siluriformes, Trichomycteridae. Bases 1 to 792 code for a protein of 263 amino acids. The transcript is spliced from 6 exons.
AUGGAUGCUAACCGCUUUUAUGAGAUUUUUGAAAGAGGACGGAGCAUUAUGAGGAAAUAUGGCUUCGUGUUUUUGCUAUUCACUAAUAUAUUUCUUAGAUCUGCAGAUGGGUACCUGACCUCUGCACAUGUGGCUCAAGAACCACCGUACACACCCCAGCACAACCCAGCUAUACCGAGUCCAGUCGGUUCAACGGUGUCGACACCACCAUCAGAGCGUCCGACUGCUGUUGAGGAUCACACAGCCUUGUGUCCCAGCGGAGGAGACUGCAGUAAAUUACCAGCCGAUUGCUUCUCCUGCGCAUACCAUCACAACUGCAGCUACGGCAAGCCGACCAAUUUCACCUGCACAGCGAAGAACGAAGUGCACUGUGUGGACGGCUCUAAGCAGCAACAGAAGACCUUUAAUCUGACGGUGGACUGUCAGUUUUGUUGGCAGCUUCAUCCAUCACAGUACCACUGCAACGUCUCCACCACGUGCAUGACCGUUUCCUGUCCCCGCAAACGCUACAACGCCACCUGCAAGGUUCUGGACCAUGUCAACUGCUUGGGGAACAGGGAAUUCCAGAAGCGUCUCUUCUGUAACUGGACCGGAGGAUAUAAAUGGUCCACAGCGCUGACGCUCAGCAUCACACUGGGUGGGUUCGGAGCCGACCGCUUCUAUCUGGGUCAGUGGAGAGAAGGACUGGGGAAGCUCUUCAGUUUCGGAGGACUGGGCAUCUGGACCCUCAUCGACGUCCUGCUCAUCGCUGUGGGAUACGUCGGGCCGGCUGACGGAUCGCUUUAUAUCUGACUGGUGAAAAAUAGACUCGACCAUCGAUCAGUGUGGUUUUAAAUAUUCUGGAUUAAAAUGGAUUUUCUGAUGCGACCGGACUGGAGGAGAUUAACGGCUGCGGCUUGUUCUUCAGCAUCUACAAGCAAAUCCAAGAUCAUUCUGCACACAUGAAAAGCGUCGCUUAUUAUCUUAACAUCAUGUAAAAGGUGAUGAGUGUGUAGCGCCAUCCGCCUGAUCCCCAGUCCUGUUAGUCCACAUGUUAUGUACAGAUGUUCAACGUUCUUCCAAACACACUCGGCUCCGAGAUGAGCCGUGACUGCGUGGUCCAUUAAGAGCAGAGCUAAUUUAUUUCUUCAGCUCGUACUGAUAAGAGUCUGGUGUAGAAAUGGCCUCGUUCACGUUCCUUCUGGAGAAAAAUCAAGGACCUGUAAUAAGGAAUAACGGUGAGAUGGACACGCUGCUCUCUGCUGUUUCCUAGUGUUGAAAAUAGUGGCGGAUAGAAGUCGCAUCAUGAACUCUAGCAUCAAAAAUGUUAAGACCCGGUCAUAACAGUUCUUUAUUCCAAAAUCUGUGCAUAAAAUUGGUCACUUUACUAAUAAAUAAGUCAUGUGACCCGUAGUGCAAUUGCUGUGGUGCUUCAUGAUGCUACACAGCUGAUCCAAAAUAGUGUAAGACCUUAAUGUAUGAUAGCAGUGUGCUUUAUAAACGUGUUAUUAAACGUCGCUCAGGUGCCGCAGCGGUAAAAACACACGCUGGAACACCAGAGCUGGGAUCUCGAAUACAUCGUAUCGAGUCUCAGCUCUGCCAUCUGGCUGGGCUGAGCAGCCACAUGAACAACGAUUGGCCUGUUGUUCAGAUAGGGGUGGGAUAUUAAAGCUGGAUAGGGUCUCUUUCAUAACUCAUAACUAAUGCAGUUACGACCUCUGCUGGCUGAUCGAUGGCGCCCGCACAGAGAUGAGAAAAGAGUGCCGUUAGGGUGUGUCUCUCCGUACACAACGCUGAGCUGCACUGCACUCGUCAAAGUGCAGGUGAUAAAAUGCAUACGACUGCUGCCCAUGUGUCAGAGGGGCGUGAGUUAGCUUCAUUCUCCUCAAUCAGAGCAGGGAUCGGCAUUGGUGGAGAGGAAAGCAUGACGCAAUCGGGCAAUUGGACGCACUAAAAGGAAAAAAAAGGGAGAAAAUGCAUAAACAAAAUUUAAAAAAAGAAGGAAUUUGACAGCCACUUGUUGGGUAUAGCUACAAUGCUAAGGCACGGCUGAAUUGCUUACUGAACCUUUUGCUUACUCAAACGUUUUAGUCGCAGCCCAACCAUGCCCACUUCAAAAAACAAACUGAAUGCCGAGCUUCUAAUGUGACCAGGACUUCUAAUUGCAUCCUACUUCUUAUUGUUGAUUUUUUCGUCUACACGGCGAUGACAAUUGUGUUAUUUAUUACCUGUUUGUUGUUUUUUCAGUCCAUGUAAGGUUAUAACAAGCUCCUAAAUAGAGCCGAUGGUUAUGAUUUCUGUUUCCGAUGUCUCUUCUUUAAGUGCAGUAGACAGCACGGUCUAAUUCAUGCCUCUACAUUUUAAAUUCAUGUGUUUCAGCCACAGUUGCUAAAAGGUGUAAUAAAUCAAUUAUAUAAUGA